Messenger RNA from Cyclopterus lumpus (lumpfish), 4643 nucleotides. It is a transcript of the gene pbxip1a, whose product is annotated as pre-B-cell leukemia homeobox interacting protein 1a. Bases 216 to 2708 code for a protein of 830 amino acids. NCBI's taxonomy places the organism in Eukaryota, Metazoa, Chordata, Actinopteri, Perciformes, Cyclopteridae. The record is from RefSeq and is a predicted model, not a curated record. The transcript is spliced from 11 exons.
GAAAUUCCAUUGGACGAAAGCGGCCUUUGGCGACGUGACGCAGCUCGGAAUUCCCAAAGUUCCCAAGUUCACGGGAAGAGAGGAGCGUUGUUCACACUAAAAAAACAACACGUUUUCAAGGGGAAAAAACAGCAAGCGACUGAGGUGUAAACAAGCCGGAAAAUCCUAAAGCUGAGUCUGCACCGUGCAGUGCCAAGUUGAGCCUGACGAGGGCGAUGUCUGACCACAGCAGCAGCACCGGCAGCAGUGGCUCCUCUACCAACAGCUGGACCCUCCUCUCCCCCGAGGAGGCUGCUAUUGAGAAUGUCGGGCCAGUAGAUGACGGCACUGAGAGCCUGGGUGACGUCCCGAGUCUCUCUGAGGAUGUGACAGGAGCUGCUGCGAGCGACAUUCCAGUAGAAACCAUCCUGUCUGAAGAAGGCCAUCAGCAUGAAUGUACAGACAAUGUGACAGUAUUCAUUUCCAGCGUGUGUCAAGAGACCUCUCCAGAGUCCAGUGAGGGUCCCAUACCGUCUAGUCCAACCAGGAUGAGUCCCCUCCCAGCCGACCUCAUCGAUCCUCCUGACCUGGACCUGGAGAGUCAGCCUCCAGUCAUCCAUGACAUUGUAACCAGCUCCCCGAGUGACAAUGAGCACCUGGGAGCCACACCCUUUGUCACCAACAUUGAUUCGGGGGCUCUGCUCGAUAUUGCUGACGCGGAUUUCCUGACAGCUGAGCCCGAGGAAUCCUGCUCCACUCCUCCUCUGACUGAGAUCCACGCCGAUACAGAACAAGUGCUUGACACGUCUGCUGACAUUGGGCCGAAUCCUGUCUUCGCUGCUGAACCUGAGGUCAACGUCCCUGCGGAGACCCUUACAGCCACCGAGCCUCCCUCUUGUGUUGAUGAGCCACCAAGCCAAGUUCCAGAGAGCCUGUGGACCGAGAGCCCCGCCAAUGGUAGUCCUGCACCAGAGACUGUUGGUUCAGUAGAGGCAGAGGAAAAGGAGGAGGAGGAAAAGGAGGAGGAGGUGGCGGCUGUGGAAAAGGAGGAGAUGGAGCUGUCCGAGACAGUGACCCAGUAUGAGAGAGAACAGGAAGAAGAAGAAGAAGAAGAAGAAGAAGAAGAAGAAGAAGAAGAAGAAGAAGAAGAAGAAGGGAGAGAGUCAUCCAGCACUUUUGAUUUGGGCGACACAUCCAACUUUGAUGAUGGACUGAGGAGGAGGAAUGCCCCUUCCUUUGAGGCGCCGAGGCCAAGAACAUCUGAUGAGGAAGACGACGAAGAGGAAGUGGAGUUCAAGCUGGCAGAGAAAAAAGAGGAAAAGCCAUGGUUCUCCUUGAACAAAUGCAUUGUGGGUUCUCUGAUCCUGCUCUUCUUAGGUUCCCUCUUCCUCUCAGGUGACUUUGACGCCUCUGAACUCAGUGAUGGAGAACAAAACCAGGACUGGCUUAGCAGUGAUCCACAGGAUAUGAAAGAGCUAUUGGAUAAAUUGACACAGGAAAACCAGCAGAUCACUCAGCUAGAGGCUCAACUACAGUCUCAGAAAGAAAAACUGGACUCGGCGCUGAAGGCCGUCGCAGCCAGCGGAGAUGAAAAGGGUGAAGCAGAUCUGCAUCAAGAGAACGUCAAGCUGAAGGAGGAGCUGUUAUCUCUGCCUGAGCUGAAGAAAGAGCUGGAGAGCCUGAGGACCAGGGUGACCGAACUCAGCCAGCUCUCAGCCGAUCAAGAAAGGCCCCCUGCUACCUCAAGCUCCGGCCCUCAGCCAGGGGACAAAGAUGGUCAGAGUAACAAGGAAGCUGCUGGACUUGAGAGCAGGAAGGACACAAAUAAGGGAGGACGGCUGAAGGAAGAACUCCAGAGGCAGAAAGUUCUUCUGGAGGAGAGCAAGAAGAGACUGCAAGGGAUGAAGAAAGAUGGAGGCGAGAGGAAACGCGUGAGGGAUAGUUUGGAAGAGAUCCAGAAGAAGCUUUCUGAACAAGUUGAGAGGUGGGGUAAGAAGAAGACACAGGAGGCCAAAUGGAAAGGGAACAAGGGCAAAAACAAUGAGCGGGACCACUGGAAGAAAGAGGUAAAGAAAGAGUCGAAGCGCAGCAAAGAGGGUGGAUGGAGAGACAAAGAAGAGAAGAAAGAGAAGGAGUGGAAGUCUCCGAAGCAGAACUCUCACAAAGAGGCGUGGAGGAAACACCAGGACGAGUGGGAGAAGAAGAAGGACGAGCGCAGAAUGGACAGAGAGGAGAGGAGGAAGGAGAAACCGUGGCCUGGCAAGGACUCCCACGACCACCAUCAGCACCAGCAUCACCACCACCAGCCCCGUCAGCCCCGCCAGUGCAAACACAACGACUUCUGGAGGGAACAAGAGCAAAAGAUGAGACGCAACAUCCGCACCCAGCCGGGCUGCAGCUCCGUGGAGGACUGCGCCAACAAGGAGGGGCUCUACCCGGUGGAGCUGCCCGAAUUUGAGGAGCUGCUGGAGGGCUAUCUGAGCAAGCUGGAAGGAUCCUCGUCGGAGAACAAAGACAAGAUCCGGAAGCUGACGGCUGGGUUCUUCGAGGACGGCGGGUUCAUCCAUGACAGGGUUCUGUUCAGUGACUUUGUUGAAGACGUGGCGGACAUUCUGGAAGACAUGGCGGACCUUCUGGAGGAGAGCGGCCACAAGGACGACGACUCCCUGGAGGGGGAGAUGGAGGAGUUUGAACGAGAAGCCCUGUGGAAGUUUUCAGCCGCAGUUUAAAUAGACAUCGAGGGGAAAAGGAGUGAAAUAAAACGCUAGGAUACAGCACAAAUGGUGUUUUUAUAUGACAUUUCUUGCCUACAUUCUCCUCUUCAGAGAUGUAAUUGUAGUAGCUUCUGGCACAGAGUGGCCGUGCCUCUCAUACAUGUCCCUCCGAGUCUUUAAUUAUAAGCUAGACUUGUACUUGUCAUUUUGGACUUAGCUGUCGUUACCUACCACUGUCAGGUUAUGCCUCCUCAUGCAAGGUCGUUCAGUAAUGUGUGGUGUGGUUUCUUCCUCUGCUGUAUAGUGUUUUCUCAAUAUGUAGCGCAUGUUGCAGUUCACCAUGUAAAUUCCAACUGAUAAUAUUUAGAACACACACAAAAGGAACGAGGGCUUUAAGGAGAUGGUCCAUAUAUGUCAUAUAUUAUAUGAGUGUUGAUGUUACAUACUCCUCUCUGUCAUUUGACUGUGAACUCAACCUGCCGGCUUCUCCGAGCAGGUUCAAACAAAUGCUGAGAACGUUUUUGCAGAAACAGACCAUUUGCCCGCAGUCCAAUCCCAGAGGAUGGGAUCCCGUUUCUCUCACAGAUAAGAACCAGAUCAGGUCAGACCAGUUUUGCGUCAGCAGCUCUUUAGUAGAUUUGGGCAAACACACACAGAGUGCGGUUCGAGAGCCCUGAGCGUUUGGCAUCUAGACGUGACAGACUUCUCAACCCCCAACCCCCAACUGUCAGUUGACAGCAUUUGUGCUGAACAACCAUGGGAACUGUUUUGGGAGACGUCAGAGCUGCUUAAAAAAGAAAAGCAGUAGUGAUGGUAGCUAAAUCUGCUAAACCUCGUUAGCACUUUUCAAAAACAUUCACAUUUACAACAAAAACAAAAUGUGUCACGUGUUUGUUUUUUUAGACCAUUAGUUGUAAUGUAGCCAUGGGGACCUCUAGCACAUGAUCUGCAUAUACUGGGUAUCCCAGAGCAAAAGUUAUAAUUACUACACCUUAAAUGAGAUUGGCAACCAAAUCAGUAGAUAUUGUAUUCUCCAUUUCCUCUUAUUUUGUCAGCAGGUUGAUAUUAGCUGACAUGAACAAGGAAUUAGGUCAAAAUAAAAAAUAAAAUAAAAAAAUUAGGAAGCGGCUGCAUUUAGUUUUUUCCAAUUUUAAGUUAAAUGAGCCAGGCCAAAGGUAAAACAAUUUUUUUUGAAAAGAUGCAAAGCAAAGUCUAUAUGUAUUGCAGAUCUGCUCCUGGCUAGUUUGAGUUGUUCUAAUUUUGGUUUUAUGUUCUAUCCUUUAGGUGGAUGUGUUAAGUUAAAGUCGACAGAUUGCGAUUGUUGGUUCUCAUUUUUCAGUGAUUGAGAGAAGCUUUAGAGUUCAUGUUUAAUUAUUCUGUCAGUACUCUUUUCCUUCUUUCUCAUGAGACUUUGACUCAGGCCAUACAUGUAGAUAGUGGAAAUGGACAGGUUUCAGCUUGUUUUCCAAAAUGUAGUUUGCCAGCUACUGCUUAUGUGCCUUUAUUAUUAUUAUGAAUAUCUUCGAGGUCUAGGAUUUAAUUUGCUUCUGCAAGAUAAAGAAGAAAACAAGUUUACACAGCUUGCAAUUUGACUGCUUUUUAUAGGACAUACUGAAUGUCACAGGGUUUACACAUUAAGUGUGGAAGGUUUUUUACACCAAAGCUAUUGGAAGAAGGCUCAAUUUCAACAGAUGAAUCAUUAAACGAGUAUUUCUGUCUUUUUGGGAAGACUUACAUUAAUGCUCGCUGGCUCAGAUGUGCAUGUAAUUGAUCAUUAGACAUACUGUAUGUAUUGAAUAAUUACAUUAAUUCAUCAUCAGUUAUGUCCUCUUAAUGUCAGUACUAAGUUCAAUACAUGUUUCACCAUUAAAUGUGUAUAUUUUGUCUUUAUUGAAAUGCUUCAGUUGAUUCAUUUAUUACACGGAGACAAUAAAACAGCAUCGCAGAAUA